Messenger RNA from Penicillium coprophilum, 777 nucleotides. RefSeq names its product nitroreductase family protein. The record is from RefSeq and is a predicted model, not a curated record. Bases 1 to 777 code for a protein of 258 amino acids. The transcript is spliced from 3 exons. NCBI's taxonomy places the organism in Eukaryota, Fungi, Ascomycota, Eurotiomycetes, Eurotiales, Aspergillaceae. Gene Ontology annotation, biological process: cellular response to oxidative stress.
AUGACAACCCGCCUGCAAUCCCCCCUAUACACCAUCACCCGCGCACUAUCCAGAACCAAUUCAAAGCAUCUGGUAUCCACCUAUCAAACCCAUCUAUAUCGGACCCAAACACAGAGACAAAAAGCCCGCUCAUUCUCCGCAACCUCAUCGCCAAAAAUGUCCGCGCUCAUAGAUCUAGCCAAGAACAGGCGCACGAUUUACAAGCUCGGCAAGAAAAGUCCAGUCCCAGACUCCAAAAUCGAGGAACUUGUGAAUGCCGCCAUUCUGCACGUCCCCAGUGCAUUCAAUACCCAAUCUACACGCCUAGUCGUGCUCCUACAUGACCAGCAUGAUAGACUGUGGGAUAUCGCCAUUGAGGCGUUCGAAGGUCUUGUUAAGGGGGGUAAAAUUUCGCAAGAGAUGUGGGAGAAGCAGACUUUGCCCAAGUUGCUUGGUUUUAAGGGAGCGUAUGGAACGGUCCUGUUCUACGAAGACCCAGCACACAUCAAGCCCAUGCAGGAGAAAUUUGCUACAUACAAGGAUAAUUUCCUACCGUGGGCAGACCACUCCAAUGCUAUGCAUCAGUACUUCCUCUGGACGGGCCUUGAGGCGCUCGGCUUCGGUGCAAACUUGCAGCACUAUAGCCCACUCAUUGACGGCAGUGUUGCCAAACAGUGGAAUCUACCCAGUGAAUGGCGAAAUGUUGCUCAAUUGGUCUUUGGGAGUCCUGAAGAUGAUGCUGGGGAGAAGGCGCAAAAGCCUGUUGAGGAGAGGGUCAAAAUCUUCGGGAAGCUGUAG